Messenger RNA from Erinaceus europaeus (western European hedgehog), 2893 nucleotides. RefSeq names its product zinc finger FYVE-type containing 28 (gene ZFYVE28). The transcript has 13 exons. Gene Ontology annotation, molecular function: metal ion binding. Gene Ontology annotation, biological process: negative regulation of epidermal growth factor-activated receptor activity. Bases 160 to 2886 code for a protein of 908 amino acids. Gene Ontology annotation, cellular component: early endosome membrane. Lineage: Eukaryota; Metazoa; Chordata; Mammalia; Eulipotyphla; Erinaceidae. The record is from RefSeq and is a predicted model, not a curated record.
CGGCGCAUGUGCGGCGCGGAGUCGGUGCGGGCGGUGUCACCCCGGCGGCCGGCGCCCUCCUCCGCCCCCGCGCCCCCGCCCGGCGCCCCCCGCCCGCCCCGCCCGCCAGGUGGGCGCUGAGCUGCGGGCCGAGGCCGCCGGGCCGGGCCGGGGGCGGCGAUGAUGCACAGGUUCCGAAAGUGGCUGUACAAACCCAAGAGGUCGGACCCCCAGCUACUGGCACAGUUCUACUACGCGGAUGAGGAGCUGAACCAGGUGGCAGCCGAGCUGGACAGCCUGGACGGCAGGAAGGACCCACAGCGCUGCACCUUGCUGGUCAGCCAGUUCCGCUCCUGCCAGGACAACGUGCUAAACAUUAUCAACCAGAUUAUGGAGGCCUGCAUCCCCCGGGAGCGUGCCCCACGGGACUUCUGCGUCAAGUUCCCCGAGGAGAUCCGUCACGACAACCUGGCCGGCCAGCUCUGGUUUGGCGCCGAGUGCCUAGCGGCCGGCUCCAUCAUCAUGAACCGCGAGCUGGAGAGCAUGGCCAUGCGGCCACUGGCCAAGGAGCUGACGCGCAGCCUGGAGGCCGUCCGGAGCGCCCUGCGGGACCAAGCCCUGAGGGACCUGAGCACCUACACCGAGCGCAUGCGUGACGCCUUGCGCCAGUUCGACCUGCUCUUUGCAGAGUUUGAGCUCAGCUAUGUGUCGGCCAUGGUGCCCGUGAAGUCCCCCCGUGAGUACUACGUGCAACAAGAGGUCACCGUGUUGUUCUGCGAGACGGUGGAGAGGGCUCUGGACUGCGGGUACUUGACCCAGGACAUGAUCGACGACUAUGAGCCGGCCCUCAUGUUCACCAUCCCCAGGCUGGCCAUAGUGUGCGGCCUCGUGGUGUACGCGGAUGGACCCCUGAACCUGGACCGGAAGCUGGAGGACAUGUCCGAGCUGUUCCGGCCCUUCCACACGCUGCUGAGGAAGAUAAGGGACCUGUUGCAGACGCUGACGGAAGAGGAGCUUCACACGCUAGAGCGGAGCCUCUGUGUCUCUCAGGACGGGGACUUCCCUGCCCGCACGGACGCCCCUGGGCCCCCCGCCCUGGCACCCACCUUCCCUGCCACGCUGCCCCCCGAGGACAAGCCCCCCACGGAGGAGCUGGCCUGCUCCAUGCAGGACGACGACCAGGAGCUGGAGCAGCUCAGCCGCAUGGUGCACCGCGCUGGGGACGAGAUGUCCUCACUGCUGUCCCCGCCCAGCGCCUGUCCGUCCCCCGCGCACCGGCCGGGCCCCGAGGGCAGCCCCUGCGUGAGGGCCUCCCCGUCCCCGUCCCCAUCCCCGUCCCCGGGCAGCGCCAGGCUGCAGCCGGGAGAGGAGGACGAGCGCGUCUUCUUCAUGGAUGACGUGGAGGGCCCGGCCGAGGCCUCGGGCCGACCCGGCUGCUGGGAGGGGGGUGCGGGACCCCAGGAGCCGGGGCCCGGCCGGGGGGGCGGAGGCCAGGUGGCGGCCACGGCAGAGGACUUGAGCAACAACAACGUUCCCAAGGACAAGCUGCGGGUGGCCGGCCUGGCGGACCCCAACUCCUGCAGCUGCCUGGAUGCCCAGCUGGCGCCGGACGGCUGGGAGGGGGCCCUGGAUGCGGCCGAGACGGCUGAGCUCAUCGCCCACCGCACAGGCGGGAUGAAGCUCUCGGCCACUGUCAUCUUCAACCCCAAGUCGCCUGCCGCCCCCGAGGGCCCCGGGCCUGAGGAGGCUCCCCGCUGCCUCCUGCACUCCUGCGUGUGCUGCGCAGGCUGUGGGCCCGGCGGGGAGGAGGCCGCCCUUGUGGCCCCGCCCGGCCCCCCUGAUGCCCCUGCCAGCAGGGACGAGCCCCACACCCCCCACAAGUGCCUGGCGCUCGGUCCCGGAGGGGGCGACCCGGGUGGGCACCCGGAGCCCGGGACUGGACGGCAGGAUGCGGGGCAGCCACUGGCCGGAGGGGAGGAGCAGCGGCUGGGUGUGGAGGUCAGGGAGCAGCCGCCAGGCCUGGGCUGUAGUGGCUCCCCAGGGGACGCCGCCCGUCACGAGGCCACGAGAGAGAAGAUCCGCUCCAGGUUCCACGGCAGCCAGGACCUCAUCCACCGCCUGUUUGUCUGCAUUUCAGGGGUGGCCGACCAGCUGCAGACCAACUAUGCCAGCGACCUGCGCAGCAUUCUCAAGACGCUCUUUGAGGUCAUGGCCAGCAAGCCCGAGACAGACAACAAGGACAAGCUCAAGAAGGUCACGCAGACCCUGCACAGUGCCACCCUGGCCGACUGUGCCCUAUGCCAGGAGAGCCUGUCGUCCUCCGAGCCGGCUGCCAAGACCCGGGAUGGGGACCUAGAAGACCCGCCCGAGUGGGUCCCCGAUGAGGCCUGUGGCUUCUGCACAGCCUGCAAAGCGCCCUUCACCGUCAUCCGCAGGAAACACCACUGCCGCAGCUGUGGGAAGGUGGGCCACAGCCCCACGCUCCUCAUGCCCCAGCACCGGCCUCUCAGCACCGGGACAGCCGCAACCUGGGGGCCCUCCCCGCUGGGGGUCAGUGUCCUCCGGCCACCAGGCAGCGCCUCCCCUGGACCCCAGCCCACGGCGCGCACCUGUCCCGGGGGCCCUGCCCCUGCCUCCACCCUUGGGCGCAGUGCCUGGGUUCUGGGCUCUGGGCAUGUGCGCUGCCCCCCCCCCCCCCCCCGCACCCUGGCCUGGGGCACCCACGGUCGGCACGGACGCCUCCUCAGGCUUAAAUCUCAGGCUUCACAUGCAGCUUUAUUUUUGGAGAGUCCCGCUUCCCGGAGGCCCGGCGGGCUGGCGGGCGGGCAGAGGGAGGGGAGGUGUGUGUGUAGAUUAUUUUUAUUUUUAAAGGCUGUGACUGGAGACCAUUUCCAUAAAUCUAUUUAAGAUUGCA